Messenger RNA from Pygocentrus nattereri (red-bellied piranha), 3843 nucleotides. RefSeq names its product cyclin-dependent kinase 17 (gene cdk17). Bases 363 to 1943 code for a protein of 526 amino acids. Gene Ontology annotation, cellular component: nucleus; cytoplasm. The record is from RefSeq and is a predicted model, not a curated record. Lineage: Eukaryota; Metazoa; Chordata; Actinopteri; Characiformes; Serrasalmidae. The transcript is spliced from 17 exons. Gene Ontology annotation, molecular function: ATP binding; protein kinase activity. Gene Ontology annotation, biological process: protein phosphorylation.
UCCUCUUCCUCCGCUGUGAGAGUCUAGGCGGAGGCGGCAGCAGACGGGCAGCAAACCCGCGAUCACCCCUCCUGCUACGGCCGACCUCAGUGUCCGCUUAGGGUGACACGAACGUCACAGUUCAGCGAAAUCGACAGGGACCCACAGCCUGCUGACCGUAACGGCCAUUUUAACCGUUAGAGUUUGAAUUAAAGAGCCUGCGCGAGGGGAAAAGCUCCCCGAGCACGACGAGCGAACAACAGGCUGGGUGUUUGCGGUGAGAGGGGGAAAAGACGGCAUCCGGCCUGCGAGAAGUCGCCGAGGGCUUCGACUCGGCUCGAAACAGCUCUUUUACUUUCUGGCCUCCCCUGCCUCAGGGGCCCAUGGAGAAGAUGAAGAGGUUUAAGAGGCGUUUGUCGCUCACGCUCCGCGGCAGCCAGACCAUCGAUGAGUCCCUCUCCGAACUCGCAGAGCAGAUGACUAUAGAGGAGAACAGCAGUAAGGACAGUGAGCCCAUAGUGAGAAAUGGCCGGCCACCCUCGUCUCACAGUAUGCACUCGUUCCUGCACCAGUACACCGGCUCCUUUAAGAAGCCUCCUCUCCGCCGGCCUCACAGUGUCAUUGGAGGUAGUCUGGGCUCCUUCAUGGCUAUGCCUCGUAAUGGCAGCAGACUGGAUAUAGUCCAUGAGAAUUUAAAGAUGGGAUCAGAUGGGGAGAGUGACCAGGCAUCAGGAACAUCUUCGGAUGAGGUCCAGUCACCCACUGGAGUGUGUCUCCGGACCAGGACACAUCGACGCAUAUCCAUGGAGGACCUGAAUAAACGUCUAUCUCUACCUGCUGAUAUUCGGAUUCCUGAUGGGUACCUGGAGAAACUGCAGCUGAGCAGUCCCCCCUUUGACCAGCCUCUCAGCCGUCGCUCACGUAGGGCCUCUCUGUCAGAAAUUGGCUUUGGGAAACUGGAGACCUACAUAAAACUGGACAAACUUGGAGAGGGCACAUACGCCACAGUUUUCAAAGGCCGGAGCAAACUGACAGACAACCUGGUGGCUUUGAAAGAGAUUCGAUUAGAGCAUGAGGAAGGAGCGCCGUGCACCGCCAUUAGAGAAGUGUCUUUACUGAAGGAUCUGAAACACGCCAACAUUGUUACUCUUCAUGACAUUGUCCACACUGACAAAUCCCUCACACUUGUCUUCGAGUACCUGGAUAAGGACCUGAAACAGUAUAUGGAUGACUGUGGGAACAUCAUGAGCAUGCACAAUGUCAAGAUAUUCCUGUUUCAAAUCUUGCGAGGGUUGGCUUACUGCCACAGGCGUAAAGUUCUGCACAGGGACCUGAAGCCACAAAACUUGCUCAUCAAUGAGAGAGGAGAGCUCAAGCUGGCUGACUUUGGUCUAGCCCGGGCGAAAUCUGUCCCUACUAAAACAUACUCGAAUGAGGUGGUGACUCUGUGGUACAGACCUCCAGAUGUACUGCUGGGAUCCUCAGAGUACUCCACACAGAUUGACAUGUGGGGGGUUGGGUGUAUAUUCUAUGAGAUGGCUGCUGGACGGCCACUGUUUCCAGGGUCCACAGUGGAAGAUGAACUGCAUCUCAUCUUCAGGCUACUCGGUACACCAACAGAGGACAACUGGCCAGGAAUCUCAUCUAUUGAGGAAUUCAAAUCUUACAACUUCCCUAAAUACAAACCGCAGCCCUUCAUCAACCAUGCCCCCAGGCUGGACGCUGAAGGAAUUGAAUUGUUGUUGUCCUUUCUUAGGUAUGAGUCCAAGAAACGAAUUUCUGCUGAUGAUUCAAUGAAACACUCCUACUUUAAGAGCCUGGGAAUGCGUGUUCACACACUGCCUGAGAGUAUAUCUAUGUUCACACUGAAAGAGGUGCAGCUUCAGCGAGACCCUGGUUAUCGGAACUCUUCCUACCCAGAGACAGGAAACAGCAAGAGCAGAAGACAGAGUAUGCUGUUCUAAGCUUUGCUCACCUGUGCACUCACUCUCAUGAACACACUCGUACAAGCACACACAGACACACAAGCACACACAGUGGAUCAGGAUGAUGGCUUUUGCUCAGUGACCGUCUUUUGUAGAGUAACUGACUAGCCUCCCCCCAACCUCUUUAGAGAGUGUGUGUGGACGUGAAUGGUGGGUGAAGGGGACUGGUCACAUCAUCUCUUUCCCAUCCUCCUGUGUCCAGCAUGCAGCCAGUUUCAGUGAUUAAACUCACCAAUGCCCCUGAUUCCUCUCUGCUUCCCUCAUGGGUGGGUCAGGAGACUAGACUGUGUGGUGGGGUGUGUAUAUACCUGUGAGUGUGUAUAUUUAUUGAAGAGGUCCGUGGGCUUGUUAAUUUUUUGCUGCUAAUUGACUACUGUCUCCUUUUAACUUCCCCACUCUUAGCCGACCUUUGUUGUUGCUACGGACACGUUAGUACUGUCGGCAAGUUUUUUUUUUUUUUUUUUUUUAUAAAAUAACUCAGUAAUGUUGACAUUUGCAGAUGUCUUUUGUCAUUGCGUUGGUUUUACAGAGAUGGAAUGCCUUUAAGUCUUUUUUUUUUUUUAUUGUCCUAAUUUUCAGUUGCAUUCUUUUUUUAAUUUUAUGUAGAGAAGCUUCGUUCCUACAGAUUUUGUGGAAGCUGUACAGAAACUUCCCGCUCCAUUCCAAUCUGCAACCUCACCAUAACAUUUCAAAUGACCCCAAGCUCAGAGGGGAGACCUUCCUCCAGUCUUUCAGUGAGCCGUGGAGUUCUUCUGAGGGCUACUUCCAGGCUAGUCUUCAAAAUAGUGAGAAAGCUCCAACAUGAAGACUGUUUUGGAGGCAGUUGAAUAAUUCGUGGCUAGGUUUGGACUUGCCUUUUCAUUUCCAACCGACGUUGUGGAGCAAAGAGGGGGAAAGAAAUACAAGCUGUGAGAGGGGAUCGAAAACACUGGACCAGCAGUAGUCAUGUGACCUCGGCAAAAAGAAAAAGAAAAAAAAAGGACUAAAGACCAGACCUAGCUUUUUCAUCCUCAUCCUCCUUUUCCUUUUCCUCAGUGAAAUAUUUUCUGCUUGGACUGAAUUGCUUGUAUGUUUUUUUUAUUUUUUUUCCUUUUGAGAGCUAAUUAUUCUAAUGCAUCGUCAGCGACUGUAAAAAAAUCGUACUAGAUCUCCACUGUAGCUUUGGAUUGAGUGUGAGAGAGUGGGUCUGUUUGUUUGUGUGUGUGAGAGAGUGGGUGAGAGAGAUAUUAUGGAGAUCAGACUGUACAGAGCCUCGUUACGCCAUGCUUAGUGAGGUUUGUGAAGACGAGUUAGUUUCAUUAACAGUAUUAAGAGAAUUUUCCUAAGUUACAUUUUGAUUCUUCUGUGAAUAAUGGUAUGGUAUCUCAGUGUGGCAUGUCCGGCUGUGUCACAUUUGUGCUUGAUUUUUUUCAGAAGAGUUUUAAAAGAAAAAAAAAAAUAUAGAGUAUGGAAACAUACAGGAACAAAUGGAAAAAAAAGAACAGCUGUGUAGGACCAAUACCUUUUUUCCAACAUUUGUACACAUGAAGAAAACAUUUCAGAGGUUUUAGAUUCAACAGACAACUGUGUUGUUUUUUGAACUGACAGUUAUGUUGAUUAAUAUUGUGAUUUUUUGCAGUUGAUUGUGACUGGAGAAGUGUGCGUCUGUGUGUGUGCGUCUGUGUGUGUGUGUGUGUGUGUGUGUGCGUGCGCGACUGUGUGUGUGUGCGUGUGUGUGUAUUUAGAUGCAUGGAAUGCCUGGUGUGUCGUAAACCUCGCCUCUGUGGAACACUGACACUUGCAGUUGAAACUGUCGACUGAAUUGACCAUUUAACUCUUUCUACUGCAGAUAUUUAUUUCUCUUAAUCAGUGAAGUAAACAUGGUCUGUUUCAUAUGGAA